Molecule: messenger RNA, 2175 nt
Organism: Ectocarpus sp. CCAP 1310/34
Lineage: Eukaryota; Phaeophyceae; Ectocarpales; Ectocarpaceae
Source: the annotation of a GenBank genome assembly
UCCAACCCAGAGAAGAAGUCGCCGUACGAGAUGUGGCACGGGCACCCUCGCCAGCCGGGGGCGACGUACCCGUUCCUCAAACCUGCCGUAUACAAGGCGAUCACAGCUCGCAACUUCACCUGGCAAUCCGUACCCGCUGCCCCCACCGCCCUGCCCCAGUCGCCGCCUCCCAUCGCAGAGGAGGAAGAGGAAUUCGCGACUGGGGAGGACGAGGUUGGGGAGGGCGCGUCCCCGUUCCUCAAACCUGCCGUAUACAAGGUCAAGCGCACGCACAAGUCCGAGCCGAAAGCCCAAAAGUGUUCUUGCCUCGGCCCGGGAAUCAACACCAACCGUGAUUGCGUGCGCAUCUUGAACGAAAAACGCCAAGCGAUCACAGCUCUCACCUGGCAAUCCGUACCCGCUGCCCCCACCGCCCUGCCCCGGUCGCUGCCUCCCAUCGCAGAGGAGGAAGAGGAAUUCGCGACUGGGGAGGACGAGGUUGGGGAGGGCGCGUCGAGCCAAGGUGGAGGGAGGGCGGAGGGAGAACCCGUGGAUGGAGGACCAGGUUUCAANACCCCCUCGAGCAGUGAGGGCGCGAGCGUCGCUCCAUCUGCCACGUCGGCCAGCAUGGCCGAUGUGGGCGGCGGCGAGGACGACCGUCGCAACAGCAGCCGCCGCUGUAGCGGCGGCAGCGGCAGCGGCAGCAACAGUGGCAGCACCAGCGGCAGCGGCAGCGACAGCGACAGCGACAGCGAGAUGGAUCUCCCAGCGCUCCGCGGGCCAGAGGCCUGGCGGCUCGCCCGCUUCGACAAGCCGGCGGGACUCACCAGCCGCCGCAUCAGGGAGAACCCUCGCCGACAUCCGAGGGCGGUGCGAGAGUUGCUGUUCGAGCGCGCGGAGGAGGCCCACCCUGUGCGCCAAGAGGCGGAGGACUUCCUGCUGGGUGCGGUGGGCCUCAUGCUCAACUCGCCAGACGCCUUCGAGACGGCUCUGGCGUCCCUCGAGCUAAGUGAAUUCCCCAUUGGCAAGCGUCCGAGUGAUGUAGAACCCCCCGCCAUGACCGUAGCCGGCGUUGUUAAGUCUGUGUACAGAGAGGGGUGGGAACAGGCCAUGAGGGAAGAGUGUGAAUGGCACUUGGGCACGGGGACAUUUUCAUUCAUAGACGGCGCGCCAGAGGGGCACAGGCCUUGGGGGUACCACGCUGCUGAGACGCUAGUCGAGAACGGGUUCGAGCAGUGCGAGGCGGACCCGUGUAUUUUCCGCAAGAUGGUAGAUGAAGUCGUGGUGAUGAUUCUCGUGAUCUACGUGGAUGACAUUUUGGUGGCUGGGUCUGACGAGGAUUGCGAGGAGUUGCUUCCUUCUCUUCAACAAGAAAUUUCCCACCAAAAACUUGGAGAAUGCGAAUGGUUUGACGGGUGCGCCACUGAGAGAGAUGUAGAGGCUGGGACUCUUAGAAUCUCCCAAACCGCGUACAUUGAUAGCAUGGUGAAACGCUUUGAUGUACAAUCGACCUCCCGCAUCCCUGCUUCCCCUAGUGUCGACCUAGGACCGGAGCGAGACGACGAGAAGGGUGGGAAGUGCCCGGUGAGGGAGGCCAUCGGCAGCAUGAUGUGUGUGUCGACGUUCUCGCGUCCAGACGUCUCGUUCGCCGUGCGUGCGGUAGCGUGCCAUGCCCACGCCCCGGCGAAGAGGCACUGGGAUGCCAUCCAGAAGAUCCUCGGCUACUUGAAGGAGACGAGGGACGUCGGCAUCACCUACAAACGAGGAUCGGGGUUAGAGCUGGCCGUGUACGUAGACGCUAGCUACGCUGACACGGAGAAUAGGCGUUCGGUGUCAGGGUUGGCGACGAUGGUUGGAGGUACCGUAGUCAGCCAUGGUAGCAAGACAAAGAGCAUCGUGUCUUUGUCUUCGACGGAAGCCAAAUACAUAGCUGCCGGGGAGGGCGUCAAGGAGGCGUUCAUCCAGGUCCUUGAGGACAACCAGGGGGGCAUAGAGUUGGUGCAGAACCCCCUCAGCUCAGGUCGCACGAAACACAUCGACGUGAGAUUUCAUUUCAUCCGCGGAUUGUUUAGGUCGGGGGAUAUUUCGGUCAAGUUUGUUCCGACAACGGAGCAACACGCGGACCUCCUAACCAAGGCCCGUAGCAGGGAUAGUCUGCAGUACCACCGGCGCAAGUUGAUGAAUUUGCCGGUGUAG